Molecule: messenger RNA, 4085 nt
Organism: Exophiala dermatitidis NIH/UT8656
Lineage: Eukaryota; Fungi; Ascomycota; Eurotiomycetes; Chaetothyriales; Herpotrichiellaceae
Exons: 3
Coding region: 1517-3760 (747 amino acids)
Molecular function (GO): oxidoreductase activity; copper ion binding
Source: RefSeq, a predicted model, not a curated record
UGUGAGACCUCAACGCGAGGACAGCUAUUUGUUACUCAUUGACGAUCAUCCACAGAAUGACAGAUGCUGGUCAACGCUGUGCUGCAGUAGUGUCCGCGACUGCAAGACUGUGUACAUUGUACUGUGUACUGCCAGUGGACGUCCGCGGUGUGCUAUCGAUAAAGGGAGAGGGAAUGCCCUAUCGAUAAGCAAAGUUCCGCCGUACCAGGUAUUUCUGCAGCGUCGAGUACUAACCAAAAGCUGCGCAUUUUGGGCCAGUAACUGUCGAAGACAUCACUCCAGCGAUUAAAUGAAAUACAAAGUCACGCGCGUCUCUACUUCACAGAAACCACGAGCAGCAACUAAGCUCGCGUUGUCUUGCCGUAUCUCACAACCGAGCAAAGAACUUUUUGUGGCUUGCUGACUCUACUUCUAGCUACCGUGGACAGGGCGGCAGAUUAGAGGUUCGCUCAGGAGAAAUUGAUGGCUUGCAAGCCACAAACCUUGAGACGGAAUAGUCAAGAUCGAGAUCGCCACAAGAUGCAAAAACAGCCUUCCAUAACACGCCUAGUUCUCUCCUAUCGAUCUGCUACCCCAGCUUCCACCUGCAAGAGCAUUGUCAUGUCAAUCUUAUAUGCCAGCCACGUCAUUCGACACGUCAACAACAAUAUUCUUCGCUAAGAUUGGAAGAGCCCAGUACUUCUCCACCAUUUACCGAUUCGGCCAGAGGGGAAGUAAAGAAAAGAUGGAUGAAGGUGUCGAGACCGUGCGCUAAGCGCCCGAAGCUUCGGGUUAAGCUUUGGCUUCCUCGUGUUGGGUCACAAACGCCGCAAAAAAAGAAUGCUGUUCUUUUCCCACUCCUGAGCAAUGCAUGAAGGACUCCCGUACCUGACCGCCGAUCCAGGCACACGACCUGUGAAACUGUGGAAAACACCCCUUUGACAUAAGUGUUCGAGCGAUAUUUAUGGGCGUUAACGCUUCCAGCAUGGGAUAACAACCCGUACUCUUGCCCACCAUGACACUUGCCGCCACGACGGUCUGCGCAAGUGGGCCUACAAAUCUCCAUCUCCUGGAUCUACUCGCCGGCCCUGGUUGCCCUCGCAAGCUUAUCGUCCCGAUUACGCGAGACUUUUGCGCCACGGCUCUCCAGUACGGCAGGAAGUCAACUGGUGAGCGGCAAGCGGUCGGCCGAAACACUUUUUUUGUGGACGACGUGGCUUUGGACAUCGAGGCUCAUACGAAGGGCGGUUCUUGGGAGUCGUAUUCCUGGUUGGUAUGUUUCUCCUGGGAGCCCAUCACGACGUAACCAAAUCUGCGGAGCAGAAUAAAACGGCACGUUUCUUCCUGCUUGGUAGCUCCCCGACUUCCAUUUAUGUGGUAUGUUGUUUUUGUGAUUGAAUUUUCUUUCCAGCUCUUGACGUGUGAACGUCGUCCCUUCGUUUGAAACGCCCUGUUCUUUCGUUUGGAAAGGCUUCCACAAGCCCUCAGCAUUUCUCCAGUGUACCGUUGUCAGAUCUACGAGAUUUUACUUGCACAAAUGGGCGUCACUUCGGUCCUUAUAUGGGUUACCCUGCUAUUCGCGGCUUCGAUACACGCCGUCCCUGAUUUUCGAGGGCCAGGAGACUUUGACUUUGGUAUUAGAGCCAGACCGACAGGGAGACGACAUGCAGGAUUCCAUCCUACUGGCCAUUCAAGGCCUCAUCUGUUUCUAACAACGCCAGCUCAUCCUCAUCCGGUAGGCCCGUCGCAUCGGCCUCCAGGGCCGGGCCAUGGCUCUAAUACGGUGUCUUCCCAAAAUCCUGUCUACUACUCGGGGCCACCCAUCAUCGGAACAGCCAGUUUACCAGCAUCGCUAUCAACCAUCGUGUUUCCGUCAAAUCUUCCGACAUCAGGGUUUCCCAAACCAACCUCAGGUUCUUCGCUCGGGAACAAUGCCUUACCCCAGAGCGAGACCAACGGCCAAUCAUUGCUCGGCACCUUUGACGCCCCCAAAUACCCUCUUUGGAUCGGCCAUUCCUCCUCCGGCGAUCAUAACCAUGGAGGAUCACCGUCGGGCAGUCCGCCCUGGGGAAAUCGAACGGCCAGUAACACGAAUCCGUACAAGGGGGCGCCGUCGACGGGCGUGGUUCGGUCAUACGACUUUGUCAUUUCGCGAGGCACGAUAGCUCCUGACGGGGUUGAGCGUAGCGUGCUCCUCGUCAAUGGCGCCUUUCCGGGACCUACCAUCGAAGCGAACUGGGGCGACACCAUCCAAGUCACUGUGACCAACAGCAUCACGGGGCCAGAGGAAGGGACUGCGCUCCACUGGCACGGCAUGUUGCAGAAAGGUACGCCCUACGAGGACGGCGUGCCGGGCAUCACUCAAUGUCCCAUUGCUCCCGGACAGACGUUCACCUACUCGUUCAACGCCGCUCUGUACGGAACGACGUGGUACCAUUCGCACUACUCGGCGCAGUAUGCCGGCGGCAUUCUUGGGCCCAUGAUCAUCCACGGUCCACUUAACGCCGAGUACGACGAGGAUCUCGGUCCUAUUCUGCUGACGGACUAUUACCACGAGGACUACUACACGAUUGUCGAAGAGGUCAUGGGCACAGACCUUACGCUUGUCGCCCCGACCUCCGUCAACAACCUCAUCAACGGCAAGGGCGUCUACGACUGCUCUCUAGUAAGCAAUGACACGACAUGCACUCCUAACGCAGGCUUGUCAAAGUUCGGCUUCACCUCGGGUCAGUCAUAUCGCCUCCGACUGAUCAACGCAGGCGCUGAAGGUAUCCAGCGGUUCAGCAUCGAUAACCACGCCCUGACCGUCAUGGCUUACGACUUGGUCCCCAUCGAGCCAUACACCACUAACGUUGUGACACUGGGCAUCGGCCAGCGCGCCGACGUGAUUGUCCAGGCAAAUGGAUCCAGCUCUGACCUUGUCUGGAUGCGAUCGACCAUCAGCUCUUUGUGUUCUGCCACCACGCAGCCCGACGGCUUGGCCAUCAUCUACUACCAAGACGCCAAUACCACAGCAGAGCCGACCUCGUCGGCCUGGCCCAUCGACGACACGAGCUGCGGCAACGACGCGCUCGACACGACCGUCCCGUUCUACCCAAUCACACCCCCCGCGUCAAGCAAUGACAAUAGCACCACAUCAGCAGCAGCAGCAGCAGCCGUACCAACAGUCAACGUGGCGCUCAACUUCGAAAUCAACUCGACAGGCCACUUCCUAUGGACCAUGGACGGCUCCAGCUUCCGCGUCGACUACAACGACCCCGUGCUUAUGCUCGCGGCCGCCGGAAACGAUUCGCACCCCUACGACCCCGAAUGGAACAUGUACGACUUCGGUAGCAACCAGAGUUUCGUUAUUGUCGUCAACAACGAGUCUCCCAUCGCGCAUCCGAUGCACAUCCACGGCCACAACAUGUUCGUGUUGAGUGAAGGCCUCGGAACUUGGGAUGGAUCCGUCGUCAACCCGUCCAACCCGACCCGUCGGGACGUGCAGAUGCUUCAGCCGGAUGGAUAUAUGGCCAUUCAAGUCGACGCCGACAACCCGGGCGUCUGGCCUUUUCAUUGUCAUAUCGCUUGGCACGUCAGUGGUGGAUUGUAUAUCAAUAUCUUGGAACACCCCGAACUCAUUCCGUCGGCAUUCCAUAUUCCCUCGAACGUGAACAAUCUUUGCACAUCGUGGGAUGCUUUUACCAACCGUGGUCCUAUCGACCAAAUCGAUUCCGGCCUACGCAAGCGCAAUCAUCUCGGCAACCGCGCCUUUUCCAAUCCUAUUCGACGAACGUUGUGACGAUUUUUCUAUGUCUACUUGGACAUCUGGCACGUGGAAUAGCACCUGUUACUAGUAUGACAUGUCCUGCGAGUAAUGCUCUUUUUGUGUGUUGGUGGUAAUGUGUAUAUAUCUAUAAUAUGACUUAAGGAUUCCAAGCCAGUAAUGUAAUCCCUAUAUAAACUAGACGCGGCGUCUGUUGGGGCCGACGUUGUUCGGCCACGAAUGAGAACCCGCAAAAACCGAUGCACUGCCUCGAAUGUCGACAGUAUAGGUUCGACGGCACAAGUCAAGGAACGUUUUCCAUAGGUCUUCCCCUAUCUGGACCCGGACUCUGUCAUAGGUA